UUAUAUGAUUUUAAAACUUAUUUAUUUUCAGGGAAUGAUUCAAAAGUGCAAACUGCAUGGAAUGAUACUCAUGAAAAACUUCUUACCUGUGAGUCAUAAAAUAAUUGUGAAUUCAGACGUAAUGAAAGCGCUGAUUUUUGAGCAGCAUCAUUUUAGCAGUUGCGUCGCUGACAAAAACUUUGAAAAACACAGAUCUUUUGUUGUAACACAGUUCCAAGGUGAGGUCAAAGCAAUAACUUAUUAUUUCACGACUAGUGCAUCAUUUGUGCCAUUUAGACUGCUUUCGAUUGUUGAAGAUGUGGAUAAAAACAGGAUCUUAAACGGAAUAGACUUGUAACAGUGAUUGCUGAAAUCGAUAAGUCGCAGAAGUAUUAUGGUCUGCUAUAAUUCUACGUAUGCCACCUUUGUCGUUGCUGUAUUUCUAUUUAUCUGAGAACAAUUCAAUUUAAAAUUUUCAUGAAAGUGUGAACGUACAAUUCCCUUCAGCGGAGAGAUUUGAUUGCGAAACUUUCAUUGAAAGAGGAUUAUUACCUAUGAGGUUAAACGUGAACGUGCAUAUAAAAGGACCGAAGUCUGUAAAGGCA
Molecule: messenger RNA, 584 nt
Organism: Parasteatoda tepidariorum (common house spider)
Lineage: Eukaryota; Metazoa; Arthropoda; Arachnida; Araneae; Theridiidae
Product: AP-4 complex subunit mu-1-like
Source: RefSeq, a predicted model, not a curated record